Molecule: messenger RNA, 1949 nt
Organism: Chlamydomonas reinhardtii
Lineage: Eukaryota; Viridiplantae; Chlorophyta; Chlorophyceae; Chlamydomonadales; Chlamydomonadaceae
Exons: 2
Coding region: 672-911 (79 amino acids)
Source: RefSeq, a predicted model, not a curated record
CGGAUACAGCUGCUCGCACAUAUCGUGUAAGCUUUCAUCCCAGCCGAUCGGAACGAGCCCGCUCUGAAAUUCUUGCAAGUGCGCGCUCUGGCAGGCCAGACUGUGUCGCUAAUACAUCGCACUGUAAGUUAUAGCUGCGCGCAUUCUCGAGGAAGCCAAGAAAGCGCAGUUACCGGCUUCGUUCAUACGCUGCACUCGCUCUCGCGGCCUGGACAGAAGAUCACGUAUACAGGAAGCUGCGAAUAAUCGAUCAUGCUAGUUGGUUCGAGCUAAAUCGCGCUGUAGCGCAAACGCACCGGGUGCGUCACACUUUCCAUGGCAUAUGUAUAUAGCUGGGCUAUUGAACCAGCUAACUCGUUCUACUCCGCUUGGUUGCGUUAGGGCGCCUCGGCGCCCUGACCCUCCUUGUCGGUAGUAGUUCCUGGCCGGCCUUCGUGGCCGCGCCCAUCCCCUGUGGCGCCUCCAUGGCGUCCCUGGCGUUGCUUAGGUCAGCUGUAGUGCGUCAGUACUGCUCUGGCUGCGGCGCGCCACUCAGUCGGCGACAUCAUCGUCGCCGUCCUGCCGAGCGGGCCCCGCUCUGGCAAUCUUUGCCGAACAUCAUGACUUCACACCGUGGAGCCUUCGCGACCUAGCAUGGGUGGCGCGCCUGCUCGCCGUUCGACCUCGUCCUCAUGGCUUCGCGAUGCUUCUGGCGGGGCGCUCGCUGCUGCCGGGCUCGCAGUGGCGUGUCGCUGAGCGGCUCUUUCGGGGCACGCUGCGGCGGGAGCCAGGACCGGCGUCUUCCGGGCGGCGGCGGCUGGAGCUGUGGGCGCAUCUACACACCUCGUGGUGUGGCCAGUGGAGAGACCUGCUUGGCGAAUGCAGUCUGGCGAAGGCAGUCCAGCGAAGGCUGGCUGGCGCAGGCCGACUAAGCGAAGGCUGGCUGGCGCUGUCUGCUGUGCUAGGGUGUUGCGAGGCUGUGUGGACUUGGUUGGGCGGUGGGCGUGCCUGCACCACCUGCGCUAGGGUGCGGGCGCUGUGGCUUGUGCUGUCUGGUGGGUCGGACCGGCUGAUCCUCGUGGUUCAGCGAACUUGCACGGCCCUAGGCCGUCGACAGGAUGCAGCUUCGGGCUGCACCCAACAGUGUGAGGGCCCUGCCCUGUUGGUGCUGGUGUUUUGGGGUAGGAGUUGCACUUUGCAAAGUGGCAGUCAGUCUGACGCCGACCCGCGGCUUAGGUGAGCAGCGCUAGCGUUUGCGGUGAGCCUUGCUCGGGGUUCCUCCCCUCCUUUAGUGAGGCGAGGAGCAUGGGGGUCAUUCGAGGUUCUCUCCUCGAGUGUGCGUACGUGUCUCGUGCGUUUAUGAAGCCCUGGCUUGCCCGCGGCUGUCGUCCCACAUGUAACCUCUAUUCGCUAUUGAGUACAGGCGCCACCAGGGCUAUCGCAGGCGGUGUGGGACAUCGUGUGCUUGGCUGCUGUGGCGGCCCUGGAAUACGGCCGACAGCGCCUUUACGCUUGCCGUGAUGCUGCAGACCGGACUGCGGAGGUUGCUGUUGUGCGAAGGAUCGGUGUGGAGGUGAUUGCGGACUUCUGGUCACGGCUAGCUGCGUUUGUGAGUCUGCGUCGGCCUCCGCGCCGCUGGGACCUUGUCCCGAACCAGCACCCAUUCCUAGCGUCAGAUGAUGUUGGAGGGGUUAUCUUGGUAGGGCCAACAGCGGACUCGCCACCGGCCUCACCCUAGCUUGUCAGCUUAGGGACUCGCAAUAAGAGGUAGUCUUAUGACGCCGACCCACGGCUUAGGUGAGCAGCGCUAGCGUUUGCGGUGAGCCGGGCCUGGGGUUCCUCCCCUCUCCGGAGGCGAGGAGCAUGGGGGUCAUUCGGGGAUCUCUCCUCGGGUGAGCGUGCGUGUCUCGUACGUUUUUGGGGCCCUGGCUAGUCCACGGCUGUCGUCCCACAUGUAACCUCUAUCAGCU